CCUAAGGGGAAAAGUACACUUGCUGUUAAAUGUGCUACUAGAAUGCACAGCAGACAUUGCAAUGGAAUAAGAAACACACUUUUUUUUAACUAGAACUUGUUCUGUUACAACUUAUCAGGUUGUAUGGUUUUAAGUCAUUUCUACAAGGACUAAACAACCCAAAAGAUUUCUUUCAUCUAUUAGGAAUAUCUGCACGCCAUGGAGGAAAUUCAACUCAACAGCACCAUUGAUCCAGCUUGUUUACAAGAGCCCCCGCUGGCGAUCGACGUGAUAAAGCAGCUAGAUGUGUUUGGAUUGUGUCUGUACUCCAUGCUCACCUUCAUGUCUGGCAUCUCCCUGCUGCUGUACCUGGAGCAGUGUGUCUACAUUUACAAAAAGCUGCCCCACCCCCAGAAGACAACCAUCAUUUGGAUAAAUGGUGCAGCACCAGUCAUUGCCACCAUGUCUUGUUUUGGGAUGUGGAUCCCGAGGUCAGUCAUGAUCACAGACAUGACGUCCAACUGUUAUUUUGCAGUGGUGAUGUAUAAGGUCUUGGUUCUGAUAAUUGAGGAGUUUGGAGGCAGCGCUGUUUUUCUGAAGCGGUUUUCCGGUAAACCCUUUAAGAUUACCACAGGACCCUGCUGCUGCUGCUGCCUCUGUUUACCCCGUGUGCCCAUGUCACGGCGAUUGUUAUUCUACCUGAAGUUGGGUUCUCUUCAGUAUGCAAUCCUAAAGACCGUGCUCUCUAUCCUCGCCGUAGUAUUGUGGACAAAUGGCAACUUUGAUCUGUCUGAUCUAGAGAUCACUGGUACAGCCAUUUGGAUAAACCCAUUCAUUGGCGUUCUCACCAUCAUCGCCCUUUGGCCUGUUGCCAUCAUCUUCAUGAACACUAACAGCUUUCUACGCAGCCUCAAAAUUGUACCCAAGUAUGCCAUCUACCAAUUAAUACUUGUGCUGAGUCAGCUGCAGACAUCAAUCAUUAACAUCGUGGCCUUGGAUGGAACCAUCGCCUGCGCCCCUCCCUUCUCUUCUCAAGCUCGUGGCUCCAUGCUAAAUCAACAGAUAAUGAUCAUGGAGAUGUUCAUCCUCACUCUGCUCAACCGGUUUUUGUACCGUCGUACAUAUGAGACACUUCCCUCUGAGGCACAUGACAACGACCAGAAUUCUAAAGUCGCCCUGCAGACUGCUCUCGUGGAGCAUGACGUCUAAAAGAGGAGACGUGAUAAUUGAGUAAAAGUCAACACAGCUUUUUAUGAAGUAUGAGAUAAUCUAUCAUCAAAUGUGAUAUGAUAUAACAUUUCACCUCAUUCUGUCACUCAAAUGUAACAAAAGAGAACGUCACUAGUCUGGUGACUUUCAACCCUUUUGUCACUGGCUUUUGUCAAAAUCGGUUUCCUGUGAGUCAGUGGUUCCCAACCUUUUGGUCUGAGGAAUCCCCACGGUCCUGUCAGAUGAACUCACUUCAUCAGUUUGCAAUGCAUGUUCCAAAUGUGUAACACUAUUCAUUAUAUAAAAGUGGAUAUUGUUCAUGGUUUCAUAGUUGUUGAACGAUCAAUAUUCAGGUUGGUUUGGUCAGCAAUUGUACUACUACUACUAGCCUAGGCUACUUCUACUUGGAAUGAAGCUGAAUGUUUUAACCAUUUAUCAAAUACUAUCUCAACUUUAAUGAUCUUCACUACUUUCAGCUAUCAUUUGAACUGUUUAGUCCUUACUUUUGGCCAUUCAUUUCUACCACUUAUUUAUUACUUUUAGCUAACUGUUCAAAUUUCUGUACUCGCUUGCGUGUUUACACUCUUAACUAACUGCAACUUGUAGUGUUUAGGUUUACAGUGGAUUUACUGUUAAGAUGUAAACGUAUUCUUUUAAUCAAAUCCUAAUUUAUAUAACAUUUUUGUACAAGUACCCCCUGGGGGCAAGUGCCCCUGGUUGGGAAUUCAUUUGAUUUAUUUCGCACAAAAAGCAACAGCAACAAUGAUACAUUUAAGAUACAUUAAAUAAAACAGGGCAUGCAAAGGGAACCCACAUGGCUUGUCACAUUGGGUUCCCUACCAUUUUUCAACAAUUUAUAACAUAAAGACAAUGCAGAAUGACAAAACUUAAAGGGUUGUUUCACCCAAAUUCUGCCUGAGGAAAAGUCUCUCUGAAGCUUGUCUACAGUGAGCUUUGUUGGUUGCCAAGAGUAGAUAGGACAGUGAUUCUGGAAAGAAAAGUUGGAUGGUUGAGUUGUUUACGUGUUUUUUUUGUCAUGUUUUCAGCCCAAAAAUUUAAAUUUCAUUUACUUACCUUGUACUGGAGUGGAGGCAAAAAUUCAGAGAUGGAAAUUUCAAAACUUGUGCAAAUAUGCCAAUACUAUGUGAUAGAUAGAAGAAAGAGAAGAAGGAGGAUUUAUUUUCGUUUUUCUGAUUUAAGUGAAUUGACCCCAGGAAUAGUGUAUCAUUUUUCCUUUUUCUUUUGAUUGAUAUCCCUCUUGUGUCUUUACAGCAAAUAUGAAGCUGUCAAUUUUCUUAUCUUGGCAGGGGGUUAUGUGCAGGACCUUUUCUGUGCUUGCAAAAUGACUGGAGUCUUGCUAAUGCAUCUCAUAUAAUAUUUACCAUACAGAUGUGAGAGUGGUAUCAAUCUCUCAUCUACGUCUCUGCAAGAAAUCAAUAUGAAUAUUUAUCAAAAUGGCAAACUAUUCCUUCAGCUUUACCAGUUUUACCAAUAUUAAAGACA
Messenger RNA from Etheostoma cragini (Arkansas darter), 2691 nucleotides. Its product is annotated as organic solute transporter subunit alpha-like. Gene Ontology annotation, molecular function: transporter activity. Gene Ontology annotation, biological process: transport. The transcript has 8 exons. The record is from RefSeq and is a predicted model, not a curated record. Lineage: Eukaryota; Metazoa; Chordata; Actinopteri; Perciformes; Percidae. Bases 199 to 1188 code for a protein of 329 amino acids.